GAACGAGCAGCACGACCCACCCCCCCUUCACUGCCUUCGCACGACGGCAACGAAAGCACGUCCACCGGGACAUAACGAUCGUCAGUGCGAGUUGCCGGUGGCGAAUGUCCUCGAAGCGAAAGAUCAGGAGACCCAGACGCCGGUCCUGCGCCGUCAUCAGAAGGCAAGACGCCGACGUCGUUGAUGAUGUCGUCAAGACGAAGACGCCUCACGACGUUGACAUUGGCAGAUGGCAAACCCCAGUCUCUGAAUUGGCAUCCGGGCAUACGAGCAACACGGUGUGCACGAUGACCAUGUUUCGAUGGUGUGACGACAAUGUCUGGGGACCGGCUCUCGCAGGAGUUCUCAGGAGCAUCGGGCGCGGAGGUCAACCUGCUGCUUCGUCCUCUCGGGCAUAUGGCAGGUCAAAAAUCUACAACAACAAACCAUGGGCUCUGGAUUGGGUUGGUGGUCUGCAUAGGCCUGGGUGUGGGGCCGUCAUCUUCUUGAGCGAUGACAAUGGUGCGACGUGGUACUGCUGUGGGGGUGUUGAGAAAUCUGAGAGCGCCAGGAAUACCUACGACGGGAGGACGUUCAGGACCUUCUUUCUUACGUCAGUUUUCGACAAGGAUGGGACAAACUGGGUCAAGGAAGACAAGAAGGUCGGCCUUGACUUGCGGCUCUUUCAAGGCUACGGCGUCAAGGCUUUCUCCAUGAAAGCGUUUGACGUGUGCGGGGACGGCACCGAGCUUCGCAUGCUGACAGCGGAACAGUUCCUCAGUAGAACGAACGGCUACCGCGUUACUGGCUGUCAUCCUAUCGUUGAAAGUUCCUUGGAGCUCACCAAACCCUUGGUGAAAUUCAGCAGCCCGGCGGACCAACUGCCAGGCGUUGUUAAGGAGUACAGGGAAGCCUUCUCGAGGCUGCCUCUGGACCAGCAAGCCRACUGCGCUUUCGUGCCCUUUGUCACGAGCUCGAGGAAAUCGCGACAGACGCCAUCCGCGCCGGUUGGGAAGAGGAAACAGUUAGCUGCUUGUCCAGCUCCGCCUUUGCCAGCCGCGUCGCCCUCGCCCUUGCCCACGGUGACGGGAGGUCACGAUAUCGCUCAAUGUUCCAGUGAGGCUACGGAGUACGAUGACAGAAACCUGUACGGACGCAAUGCUGCGCGUGACAGUGCCCGGGAAGGUGCGACUGCCCUCACUGAGCGAAACGAGGAGGAAGAAGAUGGGGGAAGCUGCGGUCUACGUGAAGACGACGGUGAUGACGAGUAUAUGGACGUUGGGGAUGAGAACAUGCAGGACCAAAACAUGCUUGGCGAUGACGACGUCGGUGUCACGUCGGAGCAUGGCCCUGGCGACAUCCCCACCGGUUUUACGCGAGGGUAUUUCAAUGUCUCCGCCUUCGACAACACGCGCGAAAAUCGGGCCAUGAUGUUGUCCUUCGAGGAUGUUGUCCGUGAUAUGAGGCAAUGGUGGAUCGAUAACCAUCGAAUCGAGGCCCAGAAAGGCAAGAUCCUCAAGUUCGAUCUUCGCAAAGACAAAUUGACGUCCAAGGACUACGCGGAGCUCGCGAAAUCGGGCGAUGGCUUUAACCCCAUCGACAGCGAGGAAGAUUCUUCGGACUCCGACCUCGAACUGGGCAAGGACACAUGUGCUGAGGUUCCGCGCGGUGGAAUGGUGCAAGAUCACGAUGACGGAACUGUCCAUUCGCACGGAGGGUCCAUCCCGGUGGCCGCCCCAAGCGUCGCCUCAAUGGUGGCCCCGUCAAAGAGUGCUGCAUUGCAAGACAUUGGAAGAUGCGGUGGCAAUGAAGAAGACGACAUUGAGAUACCAGGCGAAGCGUCGACGCUCGCAUCAGGCGAUGCAAUUCCUUCAGGCUACUGUGCUGACCUGGACACUAUAUAUUUCUUGGAGGGCAAACACACCCACACAGGCGAGGAUCAGUGGGGCCAUGACAUCAUAUGGCAUGAGGGCGUUUUACAGCCGUGCAUCCAAGAUGGGGAGUGGAAGAUAGCGGUGAAAUACACAAGCGGUUGGAAGACUUUUCGCUGGAUGUCGAAGGACAUCUGGUUUAAAACGACGGAACUCGCGAUCCUGCAUCGCGUGCGCGUCGAGAAUCCACUGCAGAGCGAGGCUGCCAUCAAAGCCAAGGUCGAAGAAUUGUUUCAUGUCUUGCGCGACAAUCGGUAACUGGAGUACAGCAACAAAUUUUAUGCCCUGCG
Messenger RNA from Chara braunii, 2200 nucleotides. The record is from the annotation of a GenBank genome assembly. NCBI's taxonomy places the organism in Eukaryota, Viridiplantae, Streptophyta, Charophyceae, Charales, Characeae.